This is a messenger RNA of Diprion similis, 1064 nucleotides long. Its product is annotated as heparan sulfate 2-O-sulfotransferase pipe-like. Gene Ontology annotation, cellular component: membrane. The transcript is spliced from 6 exons. Bases 10 to 969 code for a protein of 319 amino acids. The record is from RefSeq and is a predicted model, not a curated record. Lineage: Eukaryota; Metazoa; Arthropoda; Insecta; Hymenoptera; Diprionidae. Gene Ontology annotation, molecular function: sulfotransferase activity.
UCGACCUCCAUGGGCAUGGACUUCGAAUCCAGCGCUAUCGUUCAGUAUUAUUCAGACAUUAACCAGAAGCUGACAGAAUCGUACGAAGACACGGAUGUCCUGGAUAUCGACGCCUUGAAUAACACUCGGAAAGCUGACAGGGACGUGAUAUUCUUCAACCGGGUACCAAAAGUCGGUUCCGAAACAUUCGCGGAACUCCUCAGAAGACUCGCCAUGUCAAACGGGUUCUACUUCACUCGAGACAUGCUUCAGAAGUUUGAGCAUAUUUUACUCUAUAAGGAGAAAGAGUUCGAACUGGCGAGAAGGAUUAUUGGUCUCCCUGAACCAUCCGUCUUCAUAAAGCACAUCUGUUUCAUGAAUUUUACCGAAUUCAAUUUGCCAGAACCGAUUUACAUAAAUCUGGUUCGAGACCCGGUCGAGCGUGUAAUUUCCUGGUACUACUACGUCAGGGCUCCGUGGUACUUGAUUAUGCGGAAGCAGCAAUUUCCCGACCUACCUUUUCCCGAUCCGAACUGGUUGCAAAAGGACUUCGAUUCCUGCGUCCUGGAGGGUGACAGCGAGUGUCGAUACAUCGAGGGCGAUAUCCAGGAUGGCAUCAGUGACCACCGAAGGCAGACCCUCUUCUUUUGCGGCAGCCACGAAGAAUGCUUACCGUUCAACACGGUGGGUGCUUUAGAGCGGGCUAAACUGACGGUCGAAAAAAAUUACGCUGUGGUCGGAAUAUUGGAAGAUUUGAACACCACUUUGACCGUAUUCGAAAAUUACAUACCAAGAUUUUUUCGAGGAGCAUUGAACAUCUACUGGGACCAAGACAACGCGUUGAGUAGAAAUAAGAAUUCUCUGAAGCCAACGACGAGUCAAAAGGUGAAAGACAUAUUGCGGAGAAACUUUACGAAAGAAAUUGAGUUUUAUCAAUUUUGUCAACAGAGACUUUACAAACAGUUCAGAGCACUGAGAUUAACCAAUUAGUCAAAUUAAGAUAAGCAACGAAAAUCUUCAAAGAUUAAUCUUACAAACGGUUAUUAGAAUUUCCGAAUUUCUUCUGCGCGCAUCGUGCAGUUUAU